UAUAUGCUCCUCUCCUUUCGCAUUUCCGUCGGCAUAUAGUUGAUGAAUGAUGCAUGAUGAUCAUAUGCUAUAAUUAAAUCGUUCCUACUUUUAAUCAAUUGAUGUUUAAUUAUAAAAAUCUAGGGUUUUUCAAUUUUGACAUCUUCCUCAUGAUAUUCAAUAUCACCUAUCGUCGUCAUCUUUCUGCUUUUGUUUUCACAUCGGCAGACAUUCAUUUUUUUCCACAUUAUUAAUUACAAUUAUGUCUACAAGUAUCAAUUAUGCGGUGGGUACCUUUGUUUGGGUGGAGGAUAAUGAGGAAGCUUGGCUGGAUGGAGAAGUAUCGGAAGUUAAUGGACAACAGCUUAAAGUAAAAUGUAGUGCAGGCAACACUGUGGUUGUUAAUGCAUCCAGUGUUCAUCCGAAGGAUCCUGAAGCUCCUGUUUCUGGUGUAGAUGAUAUGACUAGACUAACCUAUUUACAUGAACCAGGGGUUCUUGAUAAUCUAAAACGUCGCUACGAUAUUAAUGAAAUAUAUACAUAUACAGGAAAUAUACUGAUAGCAGUGAACCCUUUCCAAAGGCUACCUCACUUGUAUGAUGGUGAUAUGAAGCAAAAAUAUAAAGGGGCAGCUUUAGGUGAUUUAAACCCACAUCCCUUUGCAAUUGCAGAUUCUGCAUACAGAUUGAUGGUGAACGAAGGAAUAAGUCAGGCAAUUUUGGUUAGUGGGGAGAGUGGGGCUGGAAAAACUGAAAGCACUAAAAGUCUUAUGCAAUAUCUUGCUUAUAUCGGAGGAAGAUCUGGUACUGAGGGACGUAGUGUGGAGCAGAAAGUACUAGAGUCAAACCCUGUUCUGGAAGCAUUUGGUAAUGCUAAGACUGUGAGAAACAAUAAUUCAAGUCGAUUUGGCAAGUUUGUGGAGCUACAGUUUGAUGGAAGGGGGAGGAUUUCAGGGGCUGCUAUUAGAACUUAUCUACUAGAAAGAUCUCGUGUCUGUCAGGUGUCUGAUCCUGAGAGAAACUAUCACUGCUUUUACAUGCUUUGUUCUGCGCCAAAAGAGGAUGUGAAGAAGUUUAAGUUGGACAGUCCAAGAAAUUUUCACUAUCUCAAUCAGUCAAAUUGCUAUGAGGUUGAUGUCAUUGAUGAUGCCAAAGAGUACUUAGAUACUAGAAGAGCAAUGGAUAUUGUCGGAAUUGGUUCUCAUGAGCAGGAUGCGAUAUUCAGAGUUGUUGCUGCAAUUCUUCAUCUAGGUAAUAUUGAAUUUACAAAAGGGAGUGAACCAGAUUCAUCUGAACCCAAACAAGAAAAAGCUAGGUUUCAUUUGAAAACAGCUGCUGAACUUUUCAUGUGUGAUGACAAAGCCCUUGAAGAUUCCCUUUGCAAACGUGUCAUUGUCACUCGUGGGGAGUCAAUUACUAAAAAUCUGGAUCCAGAGGCUGCUACCGUGAAUAGAGAUGCCUUGGCCAAGAUUGUUUACUCAAGAUUGUUUGAUUGGCUUGUGAACAAGAUAAAUAGUUCAAUUGGUCAGGACACUGAUUCAAAAUUUCUGAUUGGGGUUUUGGACAUUUACGGUUUUGAGACAUUCAAGAUAAACAGCUUUGAGCAGUUCUGUAUUAAUUUAACAAAUGAGAAGCUACAGCAACAUUUUAAUCAGCAUGUUUUUAAGAUGGAGCAAGAAGAAUAUACUCGAGAAGAAAUUGAUUGGAGCUACAUAGAAUUUGUUGACAACCAGGAUGUUCUUGAUCUUAUUGAGAAGAAACCUGGUGGCAUCAUUGCUCUCCUGGACGAAGCAUGUAUGUUUCCUAGAGCAACACAUGAGACAUUUGCUACAAAGCUGUACCAGACAUUCACUAAUCACAAACGCUUCAGCAAACCAAAGCUUUCACGCACUGAUUUCACUAUUUCACAUUACGCUGGGGAGGUGACCUAUUCAACUGACCUUUUCUUGGAUAAAAACAAAGAUUAUGUUGUUCCUGAGCAUCAAGAACUUCUAAGUGCUUCGAAGUGUACUUUUGUGGCAAACUUGUUUCCACCUUUACCCGAGGACUCUACCAAAUCUUCGAAGUUUUCGUCUAUAGGUACCGGCUUCAAGCACCAAUUGCAAUCAUUGCUAGAGACACUGAGCGCAACAGAGCCACAUUAUAUUCGUUGCGUAAAGCCUAAUAAUCUUCUUAAGCCUUCAAUAUUUGAAAAUAAAAAUGUUCUGCAGCAACUUCGUUGUGGGGGGGUCAUGGAAGCUAUAAGGAUCAGCUGUGCUGGCUUUCCCACACGAAAGCCGUUCCAUGAAUUUAUAGAUCGUUGUCGUAUUCUUGCUCCAGAAGUUUCGAAAGGCAGUUGUGAUGAAAUCACUGCAUGUAAAAAGAUUAUAGAGAAAGUGCAGCUUGAAGGUUAUCAGAUCGGUAAAACUAAAGUGUUUCUCAGAGCAGGCCAGAUGGCUGAAAUAGAUGCACGCAGGAAUGAGGUUUUAGGUCGAUCUGCUACCGUAAUUCAGAAGCAAAUUCGGACUUUUUUCUUCCACAGAUGGUUUAAACAGAUGCGGCUGUCUGCUAUACAGAUUCAAGCAUUGUGUAGAGGACAAAUUGCUCGGAGUGUCUUUGAGCACAAGAAGAGAGAAGCAGCAAGCCUGAGAAUCCAACAGGAGCUGCGCCGUCAUCUUGCCAGGAAAUGUUACAUAGAAUUAUUGUCUUCUGCUGUAAACAUUGAGAGAGGUAUGCGUGGCAUGGCUGCUCGUUGUGAACUUCGUUUUCGAAAGCAGACAAGGGCUGCAAUUAUAAUUCAGAGUCAAUGCAGAAAGCACUCAACCCAACACUGUUAUAAACGGAUGAGGAAAGCAGCUAUCGUUACACAAUGUGGAUGGCGAGUUAAAAUGGCAAAAAGAGAAUUACGGAAGCUGAAAAUGGCUUCAAAGGAGGCAGGUAAGCUGAAAGAAGCUAAGGAUAAUUUAGAAAAGGAAGUUAAAGAAUUAACUCGCCGUCUUCAGCUAGAGAAACAAAUGAGGGAUGAGCUUGAGGAAUUGAAGAAAAAAGAAAAUGAAAGUCUACAACUGGCUUUACAAGAGAUGGAGAAGCAGUUUCAAGCGACGAAGACAUUACUUAUGAAAGAACGUGGAGAGUCUGUGAAGAAAGCACCUGAGUAUGUCUCAAAUGUACAAGAAGUAACUAUUCUUGAUGAUCAACUGAUGGCCAAAAUAACUGUUGAAAAUGAACAGCUUAAGGGAAUUGUUGGUUCAUUGGAACAGAAAAUUAAUGAAAUGCACAAGCUAAGUGAAGGACGGUUGAAGCAAGCACAAGAAGCAGAGUCUAUGGUGAUUGAACUCAAGACUGCAAAGCAAAGGCUGGAAGAGAAGAUAGCUUACAUGGAAACUGAAUGCAAGAGCAAAAUGUCAGAUUAUCCGUCUUUCGGGAAUGUACAUAUGAAUGAAGCCAAUAAGGAUGUGACGAGUGGAACACCAAGAAAGCCUUUUGGUACAGAUUCUUUGAGGAAAUCACAAAUGGAGAGACAGCGUGAGCUUUCAGAUUUUCUAAUCAAAUGCGUAUCUGGAGAUGUUGGAUUUAGUCAAGGAAAACCAGUUGCAGCCUUUACUAUGUACAAGUGCCUUCUUCACUGGAAAUCAUUUGAAGAGGAAAGGACAAAUGUCUUUGACCGACUUACCGAGUUGAUUAGUUCAGCAUUCCAGAACUCGAAUAAUAACAGUCAUUUGGCUUAUUGGCUGUCCAAUACAUCCACAUUGUUGUUCUUGUUGCGAAGAAGCUUUAAGGCAAACAAAGAUUGGAAACCCCCUCAACCACCCACAUUUUUUGGGAGAAUGGCCCAAGGAUUUCGCUCCUCCCCUUCUUCUGCAACCCUUCAAAUUGAUAUAGUUCGUCCUGUUGAGGCCAAGCAACCAGCUUUGCUUUUUAAGCAGCAGCUUACUGCUUAUGUUGAGAUGAUAUUUGGAAUUAUUAAGGAUAAUUUCAAGGAAGAGCUGUCACCUCUGCUUUCCUCUUGUAUUCAGGCUCCAAAGACAUCAGAAGAAGUUGACAGCACUCAAGAUACCCGUUGGCAGGGCAUCAUGGAUCGCCUUAAUUCAUUUCUUAAUACAUUGAAGGAGAAUCAUGUACCAAAAAUUCUUGUACAAGAGAUCUUCAUACAACUUUUUUCAUAUAUCAAUGUGCAACUUUUUAAUAGUAUACUCCUGCACCGAGAGUGCUGCACGUUUAGAAGUGGAGAGUAUGUCAAGGCUGGGUUAGACAUCUUGGAAACGUGGUGCGGAGAAGCUACAGAAGAGUUUGCAGGCACAUCAUGGGAUGAACUUAAGAUCACCAGGCAAGUUGUUGGUUUCCUGGUUAUUAAUCAAAAGUGUAGAAUUACUUAUGAAGAUCUUACGAGUGAUCUCUGUCCUUUUUUGAGUGUUCAGCAGCUUUAUCGAAUAUGUACAACAUACUCCGAUGAAGAUUACAACACAAGUACUGUUUCUGAAGAAGUUAUUUCACGUAUGAAGGCAUUAAUGCCUGGAGAAAGUGACGGUGAAAUUGACAGUGAUACAGCUAACAAGGCAAUUAUACUAGAAGACACUUCAAGCAUACCCGUUUCUGUCGAAGACCUCUCUAUAUCCCCAGACGAGAGAGAUUUCGCUGGUGUAAAGCCGACACCUCAGUUACUUGAGAAUCCAGAUUUCCAGUUUCUACAAGAUUGAGGCUCAAAUGACAUACUUUAUAUUAAGGCCGCUUCCACAACUAGUCUCAAACUAACCCGGUGCACAUUCAUCCCAGAUACGAAAAGGUUAUUCGUGAUCCAUUUUCACUCUUUUACUGCAACAUCCAUCGCCCCAAAUGUAAAUUAUGAUUCAUUUACUCGAUGAUAUGGCUUUGUAAAGUUCUCGUAGGCCUUCCUCAUAACCAAUGGCGAAUAGAUAUUUCUUAUGUCGUAUCUCUUCCCUCGAGGUUUUGAGUUUUUUCAUUCUUUAACUAGGAUUGUGAGAAUAGAAGCAUAUACUUAGCUUGAUGUAGCACUAUAAGGGAAGUUGUAAUAAUGAUCUUCCCCUAUUCUUUGAUAUGGUAAAGAUCACAUAAUCACAUAGAGAGAGGCAUAGGGUAUUCUUUUUGAUGACAAAUGAUUUGUUUCUACAUUUGUAUUACAAAGUUUACAUCCAACAAGAAAUGG
Amaranthus tricolor (Joseph's coat) is the source of this 5121-nucleotide messenger RNA. RefSeq names its product myosin-6. Gene Ontology annotation, biological process: vesicle transport along actin filament; actin filament organization. The coding region runs from base 242 to 4654 and encodes 1470 amino acids. NCBI's taxonomy places the organism in Eukaryota, Viridiplantae, Streptophyta, Magnoliopsida, Caryophyllales, Amaranthaceae. Gene Ontology annotation, cellular component: myosin complex; actin cytoskeleton; cytoplasm. The record is from RefSeq and is a predicted model, not a curated record. Gene Ontology annotation, molecular function: microfilament motor activity; ATP binding; actin filament binding. The transcript is spliced from 39 exons.